CCCGCCCUGCUACAGGCUGAAGGGGGCGCCCACGGCCAAGUGCCUUUGCUUGAGAUCCCGACGGCCAGGUAUACAGAAUAUCCAGAUAGUGGCUACACUUCUACCCCUGGUUUGGCUGCCAUGCAUCAUGGGCGAGCUAUUGGUAAAGGGCCCUCUACUGCCACACAGACUAGCCAGCAACCUCCUCGACUUCUCAUUGUGCACAUUGCUUUACCAAACUGGGCUGACAUCUGCUCCAACCUCUGUGAGGCUCUGCAAAACUUUUUUUCUUUAGCCUGCAGCUUGAUGGGCCCCAGUCGCAUGUCUCUCUUUAGUUUAUACAUGGUACAAAAUCAACAUGAGUGCAUCCUUCCUUUUGUGCAAGUAAAAGGGAACUUUGUUAGGUUGAAGGCUUGCAUUUCAGAGCUUCGCAUGAUAGAGACAGAAGGUUGUUUCCGACCACAAAGCACUUCUCUACAGCUGGCAAUACAGGAUGGACUCCAGCAAUUCAAACAAUACAGCAGAUAUGUGACCACAGGUGCUGCUCUGCCCUACACUUCCCUGGAGAUUACUGUCCUGACUUCCCACCCUGGAAAAGAAGUGGUCAAACAACUGGAGGAAGGGUUGAAAGAUAUAGAUCUGGUCAGGGUCAGAAGGCUUCAAGUUGUUGAAAUCACAAAGGGAAUCCUGGAGCUCAUGGACUCAGCAUCUCCAGUUGAAGAGCCCAGCAAUGAUGAGAGUUCUAUCCUGGGAACUGACAUUGAACUUCAGAUUAUAGACAACGAUGUUAUCAGCAUGGAAUUUUUCUUCAAAGCCUGGCUGCAUAACAGUGGAACAGACCAAGAACACAUCCAUCUCCUUCUUCCUUCACAGUGUUUCAACAACAUUUCCAGUGCCAGGGAUAAUCCAAUGUGCCUGAAAUGUGAUCUCCAAGAGCGACUUCUCAGCCCAUCCCUGCUCCCUGGUACAGCUGACAGUGCCUCCAGAAUGGAUGACCCCAAAGGAGACCUCAGCACGCUCUACCAGAUGGCUUCCCAGUCCUCAGCCUCUUGUUACAAACUCCAAGUAAUCAAGGCUCUAAAAUCUAGCGGACUCUGCGAGUCAUUGACAUAUGGACUCCCCUUCAUCCUCAGACCCACAAGCUGUUGGCAGCUGGACUGGGAUGAGCUGGAGACAAAUCAGCAGCAUUUUCAUGCUUUGUGUCACAGCCUUCUGAAAAGAGAAUGGAUGCUAUUGGCCAAAGGGGAACCCCUGAGCCUAGGACACAGCCAAAGAGUUCCUGCCAGCACCUUCUAUGUGAUAAUGCCAUCGAACUCGCCCACAUUGCUGGUGAAGGCUGUGGCCACACGGGAACUCAUGCUGCCCAGCCCCUUCCCCCUGCUGCCUGAGGACCCUCCUGAAGACAGCCUUAAGACUGUGGAGAGCAUACUGGAUGGCCUGGAGCUGGAGCCCACCUAUAGCCCACUACAGGUUUGGAGCCAUCUGUACUCACACCUGAGCAGCACUUUUGCCAAGCCUCAGGGGCGGCUUUACCCAAACUGGGAGAACAGGACUCCAAGAAAGGCUGGGCAGUUGCAGACCAACAGAGUUCGUGCCACAGUGCUCCCCCUGCCAAUGACUCCAGCCCUGAGCACAGCCCCCAAGUUGCCAGCAACCAGCAAAGCUUCCUCAGAAGCCUUCUUCCGGCCUUCUGAGUGGAGGAAAAGUAUCCCUCAUGGCCCUGAGUUACUAGCACCAGAGUGUAGCCACCCUACUCAGCCACCACAUCCAUGCCAAGACCCGCACAAUGGCUAUCUGUAAUCACACCUGCCCUCUAUCCACCUGAGCCUCCGUGAGCUCAGGCGAAGAAAGAGCCUUUCCUUUCUCUGUCCUCUAUGCUGCCACUGCCCCACUCAGGCUGAGAAGCAACACACCCAAGCCUAUCCCUUCUCCAGCAGGGACCCUUGUUUUCUUUUCAAUCAUUUGAUACUAUUGUCACAGAUGAAGAUUAAAUGCCUAGUAAACCUUCACCAUUGUUAGGAGCA
Marmota flaviventris (yellow-bellied marmot) is the source of this 2003-nucleotide messenger RNA. RefSeq names its product meiosis 1 associated protein (gene M1ap). The record is from RefSeq and is a predicted model, not a curated record. Gene Ontology annotation, biological process: spermatogenesis; meiosis I; male meiosis chromosome separation. Lineage: Eukaryota; Metazoa; Chordata; Mammalia; Rodentia; Sciuridae.